Molecule: messenger RNA, 1530 nt
Organism: Symbiodinium necroappetens
Lineage: Eukaryota; Dinophyceae; Suessiales; Symbiodiniaceae
Source: the annotation of a GenBank genome assembly
AUGUGGACUCUCUUGCUGGUCCUUCUCGCCCCUCCCAGCCUUGGCAUGCGUGAUUGGGGAGGUGCCGCCAUCACCCGACUGACGGCGCAUCUCAGAGGAGCUUUCUCGGAUGAUGACACUAACAUGCACGAGCUUGGCACUUUGCAUGGAUUGGAGGACCUUGAGAAUCUGCGAGCUGGGGUCGCAUCUGCCCUUAGCAGUCCGUAUUCGAUCGUCAACUUCUCAACGCCAGCGUGGGAGAUUCCGAUGGACAUGUCGGAGGAUCCGCCCUAUGCUGAUGCCUUUCGAAAGCUGAACUCCAGCUAUGCCCAGUACGGAGCAACGCAGAACAGUAUCUACAUCUCCUCGAACUCUGGGAAGUUCAUGGAUGGAGUUCGGACUUUGGAGCAGACCGAUGGCUCCAGCGAGCACGCGGCUCUGGGUUUUGGCGGUACCAGGGUGUCAGCGGCAGAAAUGCAGGACAAUGCUGCCACGAAGCACUUGGUUGUGCAAGCAAGCUACCCUGGCGGCCCGGGAUACUUCGGACAUGCAAUAGACAACGUUUUUCCAAGAGUGCUGAGCGUCUUCCCGGGCGCCAAAAGUGCUGGCUAUAAGCUUUCCGUGGUUGUUCCGAAGACGUCUCGCGAGUUUUUCAGUCACAACACCCAAGUCCUCUUUGAGCAGAUGGGUGUGGAAGUGCUUGAAGAGAUCCCUAAGACCCCUCACCGGAUGGCUGGCGUGACAAAUGUUGCAUCUUGGGAUCGACUCGUGCGACACAAUACUCGGAACGUCAUCCGCGAUGAACUCUUCCGGGGCUUGACUCCAGCUGCUUGCUCGGGCGGCACGGAAGAUGGAGCAUCACAAGGUGGCUGGUCCAAGGUCUUCCUGUCUCGGCGCAGCGGCACCCGAAAUGGUCGCUCUGUCGAGGGCGAGGAGCUCUUGGAAGCGAAGCUGCUGCUCGGACGUGAUUUGAGCAAGGAAGCUUUACACAUCGACGUGCUGCUUGGCUGGCUUCGCCGGAACAGCGCUGUUGUGACGCCCUCGAGUUUUGAAAAAGUUCUGACUUGCGAGACUGCACAAAAUUUGCUACGUCGCUUCGCAGUGCUGUUCGGAGCUUGCGCGGCGCUGGGCGAUGCAUCAGACUGCUUAGACAUGAGCAGCAACCCUGAAUACGACGACAGCUAUGAAUCGAAGCUGAUGUCCAGCGACUCCUUUAUUCAGAGAUGUUGCAAGGAAUCUGGUCUUCCUCCCGGAUGGAGCAAAACUCGUCGAAUCACGACUGCAGUCAGCGGUGAAUCAGACACUUUGGGGCAGGCGGCACAUGCUGAUGCCACACUUUAUGUCCAGCAUGCUAAGGAGUACAAUCCCACAGGUUUGUAUGCUGACUACUGGGAAUGGGCGCAUGCUCUGAACAUGAGCUGCCCAGACUGCAUUGUCGUUUUAUGCUACGUUCACACCGUGCCGGAGAAGCUGACAAGCUUGCCGAGCUCGCUGCGUAGCACAUGCGAAAGCAAAAGAAGCCGCUAUCGGAAAGCUCUGCUGAGGGCUUGA